AUUCAAAAGCUCCACCUUCAGACCUUCCUCUCUACUUCGCGUCUUUUCCCUCCUCUCUUCUAACACAAAUAACAAAGAGGAGUGCCAUUAGAUUGCUCCAUGCACCAACCUCUUCAAAACAGCCAGGAUUCUUAUAUAUCAUCCACAUCCUCACCAAGUCUUCCCGAGAGAUACACACACCAUAUCGCAUCUUUCACCCAUCUCUCCCAUGCAUGCCUUCGUGAUCAGCAAAGCUGGCUGAUUAUUCGUAUCACCAUGAAGUUUGAAGCCAACACAGCCAUAUACUCAAUGGUGGAUCCGGAGCCAAAUUUUAGGAGGAGCUUAACUUCUUCUUCCUCCUUCUCCUCUUCUUCUCUUCUUCUUCCUCCUUCUCUUCUUCUUAUCUUCUUUCUUUAUCAUACCCAAAAAUUAUAAAGGGGCUUGGGGCUCUCAAGUGUUUCCGGGGUAGUGGAGCUCCCCCCCCCCCCCCCCCUCUUCCGUUGAAUCCGCCCCUGCAUAUAUACUGCUAGCUAGAUCAACAAAACUCCACUGAAGCCAACCUACGUUUGCAUGGACCCUUGGAGUGAAAGUGAGGGCAAGAGAGCCCAUGAUCCUAUCUUCCAAUGUUUCAGCGAAAACCAAAACCACCGCCAAACUGUUGAGAAGAACUUCUGCAAGGAAAGGAGCGUGGAUGCUGUCGUUGCUCGCUCUGAGCGAUGUACAUGUAUCUUGGUGUCAGGGCCAAUUAUCGUGGGUGCAGGACCAUCAGGGCUCGCCGUCGCUGCAUGUCUCAAGGAGAAAGGGAUCGACAGCCUUAUUCUUGAGCGCUCCAACUGCAUAGCUUCCCUCUGGCAGCUCAAGACAUAUGACCGUCUCAGCCUUCAUCUUCCCCGGCAAUUCUGUGAGCUUCCUCUCAUGCCUUUCCCUACCGACUACCCUAUUUAUCCCUCAAAGCAGCAGUUUGUAGCCUACCUGGAGAGCUACGCUGCAAGGUUCGGCAUCCGUCCCACAUACAACCGCACGGUGGUGAACGCAGAGUAUGAUGAGCAGCUUCUGUUAUGGCGCGUGAGGACGCGAACUUCUGGCAUAAUGGUAGAGGAGAUGGAGUAUGUGACUCGGUGGCUUGUUGUGGCGACUGGUGAGAACGCUGAGGCUGUACAGCCAGAUAUUGAUGGCCUACAGGAGUUCCAGGGAACAGUGUUGCACACCAGUGCAUAUAAAAGCGGCAGCGGAUUCACAGGGAAGCGUGUUCUCGUCGUCGGGUGUGGCAACUCCGGCAUGGAGGUGUGCCUAGACCUCUGCAACCACAAUGCGGAGCCCCAUAUUGUAGUAAGAGAUGCUGUACACAUCUUGCCCAGGGAGAUGCUAGGUCAGUCCACAUUUGGGGUGUCAAUGUGGCUGCUCAAGUGGCUGCCAGUCCACGUGGUGGACCGUAUUCUACUGCUCGUAGCGCGGACCAUGCUCGGGGAUACUGCUCGGCUGGGGCUAAAGCGCCCUACGUUUGGUCCUCUCGAGCUUAAGUCGCUCUCAGGGAAGACCCCAGUUCUUGACGUCGGCACAUUUGCGAAGAUUAAGUCUGGUGAUAUCAAGGUUCGACCUUCCAUAAGACAGAUAUCACGAAGGGAGGUAGAAUUUGUGGACAGGCGGUCGGAGGAGUUUGACGCCAUUGUGCUUGCUACUGGCUACAAGAGCAACGUUCCCUUGUGGCUAAAGGACCGAGCGUUAUUUUCUGACAAAGAUGGCUUGCCAAGAAAAGCAUUUCCAAAUGGGUGGAAAGGCGAGAAGGGGCUUUACUCGGUCGGAUUCACCCGUCGUGGCCUAAUGGGGACAUCAGUCGACGCCAGGAGGAUUGCUCAUGACAUCGAGCAACAAUGUAAAUCCGAAGGAUUGCAUCCGGAUGUGUUGCUCUAGCUUCCGUCGCUGUUGUUUGCGAUGAUGACGGGAGGCGUGUCAUCGAUCAUAUGCUUGUGAAUACUAGUAGUGGUAGGUUUGGUGAGAGUGAUACGAUAUUUGCCGACUUCAAGGGUGCGCUUGAAGUGCCAAAUGAUGUAAUUAUGCUGCUCUGUUGCUUGCCUUUUUAGUGCUUGUAUAGGGUUCUGUACUUUCAAUUUUUGUGUUGUUUGGUUUUGAUGACUAACCAUCCUAUAGGCAGCUCCGUAUCAUCCUUGGAGGGGUAAUAUUGAAGUGCCCACGUUCAACAAUCGGGCUCAGUUUGGCCUCGACUGAUAAUAAAUGAAUCUAGUUUGGUUUUUGCUUAUCUCACGCAUGGCUUCGUGAAUUUUGCCAGGCAAAUGAUGCUUUGAUAUGUUGCGGUUGGUACCGUCUCCCGACGAGGAGCGGAUCCGCUCGGGCUGGAUAUGCACAUGCUAGGGCGUCGCUCCUUUAGGGCUGCGUCCAAGCCCUUAGCAGCCGUCGGUUGCCUCCUGAGGCGCUCUCAACCCUCU
This is a messenger RNA of Phragmites australis (common reed), 2423 nucleotides long. RefSeq names its product indole-3-pyruvate monooxygenase YUCCA2-like. Gene Ontology annotation, biological process: auxin biosynthetic process. The transcript is spliced from 4 exons. Lineage: Eukaryota; Viridiplantae; Streptophyta; Magnoliopsida; Poales; Poaceae. Gene Ontology annotation, molecular function: flavin adenine dinucleotide binding; N,N-dimethylaniline monooxygenase activity; NADP binding. The record is from RefSeq and is a predicted model, not a curated record. The coding region runs from base 550 to 1890 and encodes 446 amino acids.